ACGUUUUUACAAAUUCAAUGUCCUAAUUACCAAACCUACCAAUUACAUUUGCCCAUUACCUUGGCUAAUGAAUCAAUAAAUACCCCAACAAGAUAGUUCAUAAAGCAUUCAUAUGUUCCUUCAUCAAACCACCAUGAAAUUGAGUUGCAAUGGUUGUCGUGUUCUUCGUAAAGGUUGCACUGAAGAUUGCAUCAUCAAGCCUUGUCUUGAGUGGAUUAGUUCUCCUGAAUCUCAAGGAAACGCCACCCUCUUCCUUGCCAAAUUCUUUGGCCGAACUGGCUUGCUCAACCUUCUUGCCAAUGCUUCCAAUCAAAAUGCCUCAGCUGUUUUUAGAUCACUGUUGUACGAGGCUUCAGGUAGAUUGAUAAAUCCAACUUAUGGAGCACUAGGUUUAUUUUGGACAGGAGAAUGGAGCCGAUGUGAAGCUGCUGUUGAAGCUGUGCUGAGUGGAUCAGACAUUAACAAAGUCAUAGUUGUUGAUGAAAAUAUAUCAUCAACUACACCCAUGACUGAAAAUCAUGUCCUUCCAGUUCCAACAACCUAUGAUAUACGCCACGUGGCAAAAGGCUCCAAUGUGGACAUCAAAGAAAAAACACAAUUCAAGAAAAUUGGACAAGUUUUCAAAACAAAGCCACGAGUUGAUUCUGUCAAUUCAGAAACACUUUUGAAAUCCUUUUUAGAAAAUACCAAUGCUAAAACUAUAGAGGCUUCCUCGAUGAAUCAUAUUGAGCUGAAUGAAACCGUUGAGACUCACGUGAACUUAGAGCUCAGUCUCGGCUUCAAUGGCAAACCAAAUCAAUCAAAAGAAAAAAAUUGAUUUUAUUUCAUUGAAAUUUAGUUUUUUUUCUAUACAAAUGUAAUUUGAAUUUUAUAUAGGAGGUACUUUUUAAUUAGAGAGCAAAACAAUUAUCUAUAG
This is a messenger RNA of Vicia villosa (hairy vetch), 916 nucleotides long. RefSeq names its product LOB domain-containing protein 42-like. The record is from RefSeq and is a predicted model, not a curated record. The transcript is spliced from 2 exons. Lineage: Eukaryota; Viridiplantae; Streptophyta; Magnoliopsida; Fabales; Fabaceae. Gene Ontology annotation, biological process: regulation of gene expression. The coding region runs from base 113 to 817 and encodes 234 amino acids.